Messenger RNA from Solanum pennellii, 1080 nucleotides. RefSeq lists its product as uncharacterized. The coding region runs from base 1 to 1080 and encodes 359 amino acids. The record is from RefSeq and is a predicted model, not a curated record. The transcript has a single exon. NCBI's taxonomy places the organism in Eukaryota, Viridiplantae, Streptophyta, Magnoliopsida, Solanales, Solanaceae.
AUGUACGCUAAGCCAUACACUGCUAGGAUUGAUAACUUUAAAAUUCCUGCUGGUUAUCAACCUUCCAAAUUUCAAAAAUUUGAGGGAAAAGGAAAUCCGAAACGACAUGUCUCGCACUUCGUGGAGACAUGUAAUAAUGCUGGAACAUAUGGAGACUAUCUUGUAAAACAGUUUUUCCUCUCUCUAAAAGGAAAUGCCUUUGAUUGGUACACGGAUCUCGAACCUAACUCUAUUGAUAGUUGGGAGCAACUAGAACAUGAGUUUCUCAAUCGCUUCCAUAGCAUAAGGCGCACGGUGAGCAUGGUAGAACUCACGAAUACUCGCCAAAGGAAGGACGAACCGGUCAUAGAUUUCAUAAAUCGAUGGAGGAAUGCAAUCCUAAAUUGCAAGGACAGGCUUAGUGAAGCUUCUGCAAUCGAAAUGUGUAUUCAAGGAAUGCACUGGGAGCUUCUUUACAUCUUGCAAGGAAUAAAACCAAAAUCUUUCGAGGAUUUAGCUACUCGCGCUCAUGAUAUGGAGUUGAGCAUGUCAUCUGCCGGAAAAGAUAUGAGUAUUGUCCAUGAUCCUCGCAAAGGAAGGGACAAGCAGGAACCCAAGAGAUGGAGCAAGUUUCUGCCCAGAAAUGACAACAAAGAAUCCAUGAGUGUAAAUGUAUCACCCGCAAAGUUCACCACGAAUGAGGGCGUAAAACAAAAUGUGAGAACGACUUUCCAAGCACGUUCAAAUCAAAAGUCGACGUUAAGCGAGAUGCAAGGGAAAAAGUAUCCCUUCUUGGAUUCUGACGUUUCUAAAAUUUUUGAUGAAUUGCUUGAGUUAAAGCUCAUUGACUUGCCAGAGAUGAAGCGACCCGAUGAAGCUGGAAAAACUGAUGACCCAAAUUAUUGCAAGUAUCACAGACUUGUGAGUCAUCCUCUCGAAAAAUGUUUUGUCUUUAAGGAUAGAGUGAUGCGAUUGGUGAACGAAAAUAAAAUUAUCCUUGAUGAUGAGAAGGCUAGUUCUAACCAGAUCUCUAUCACGUUUGGGUCAUUGGAUCCGAUCCAAAUGUAUAUCUCUGAAAAGCAUGAAGAAAAAAUCCAGUAG